This is a messenger RNA of Pseudo-nitzschia multistriata, 5207 nucleotides long. The record is from the annotation of a GenBank genome assembly. Lineage: Eukaryota; Bacillariophyta; Bacillariophyceae; Bacillariales; Bacillariaceae.
AGUGGACUACAAACAAUCAAAAUCUACGWACCCUUCAUAAAAAUUGAUCAACUCUAUCRCACUUCACUUUUUCCGAGAUGAUUGCUUCCUCGUCCCGUAGUUCUAAGGUUGCCAAGCAGGCCCUUCGCAGAACCACGAAGGCGGCGGAUGGCGCAGCCGCCUCUCGGCGAUCUGCAGCCARCAAGAAUAUUGGUUCUCUUCAAUCCCGAUCCAUAUCGUCGUCGGCUUCUCGCAURCCUCGUGGRUCCUUGUCUGCACUAAAAUUACAAAAGGAUAUCCUUCGACAUCCUGCCCGUUAUUAUACAACAGAACAGGUUUUGAAAYUGCGUGGAUCGAAGAUCGAUACGGAGAAACAAAAGGUCUUGUAUGAUGCUAAGGACGAAAAAGAUAAUUGCGGAGUCGGSCUCAUUGCUAACAUGAAAUCGAUUCCAUCCAGACAUGUUGUCGAAGUUGCUGACGAGAUGUUGGUUCGCAUGGCCCAUCGUGGUGGAUGCGGGUGUGAUCCGGCCUCGGGAGAUGGAGCCGGUAAGUAUAUYGUAUCYAUUUYAUGUGUUUUUUGGAAUAUGAAAUUGAUUCCGGAAUUUCWCUGACCGACGAUUUUUUUGGAUUUGAUGAUUGCUGCUCUUCGUAGGUUUCCUUUUGGGAAUGCCCGAUUCGUUCAUGCGCACAAAGGCGAAGGAAUUAUUUGCCACCGAACUCCCUCCUAUGGGUGAAUAUGCGGUUGGUAAUGUAUUUUUCCCUCCUGGAAGUGACACGAAGACGGUUAUGGAUGAUUGCAAAGCAAUCAUGGAACGGUUGGUCAAGGAGCGAGGAUUGAGCACAGUCGGAUGGAGACGRGUCCCCGUCGACAAUUCCAUGUUGGGAAAAGAUCCGCUCGAUAGCGAGCCCAUCACAGAACAAAUUUUCGUUACUGUUGCAGGGUCAACUGCAAAGGAUCGCAAAACGUUCGAGCAAGAUUUGCUCUUGGUCCGAAAAAUGGCAGAAGAAGAAGCAACCGAUAUGCUCGGACCUGAAAGUGGAUUUUAUGUCAAUUCGCUCACCACCAAUCACAUUACGUACAAGGGACAACUUACACCAGAACAAGUUUCGCAAUAUUACAAAGAUUUGGCAGAUCCCACCUUUGAAACCCAUUURGCGCUCGUACAUUCUCGCUUUUCUACCAAUACUUUUCCUUCGUGGGAACGUGCCCAGCCCAUCCGAAUGAUGUGCCAUAAUGGUGAGAUUAAUACGCUUCGCGGAAACAAAAAUUGGAUGUAUAGUCGCGGUGGAAUCAUGGAAUCUCCAAUCUACGGGAACGACACCCCAUUUUUGCUACCUGCUGUCUCCGAUCACAUGAGUGACUCCGGAAAUUUUGACUCUGUUUUGGAACUGCUCACGAAGGCAUCAAAYCGAUCUUUGCCCGAAAGUGUGAUGAUGAUGAUUCCCGAGGCAUGGCAAGGUAACGACAGCCUAUCCGAUGCCAAAAAAGCGUUCUACGAAUACAACUCUUGUGUCAUGGAACCUUGGGAUGGACCAGCCAUGGUUGCCUUCACUGACGAAAGAUACAUUGGUGCCACCUUGGAUCGCAAUGGUCUGCGUCCAUCAAGGUACUACGUGACUAACGAUGAUCACGUGAUAUUGUCAUCUGAAAUUGGUGUUUCUUCCGAGUUGCCUGACGUCGACGUUAAGAUUAAGCACAGAUUGGAACCUGGAAAAAUGUUCUUGGUUGAUUUUGAAACCCAGCGCAUCGUUCCAGACAAUGAAAUCAAGGAACAAAUUGCAGCUGCAAAGCCUUACUCUGAUUGGGUUGAUGGAAAUAUUGAUCUUGCAUCCUGGGCAAAAUCCAGUGGAUGCCAAGCAGAUCCUAUGGAUUUCAACCUCACCAACCGAAAACUCAACAUGUUCGGAUAUACCAGUGAGAAGUUAGACGUUUUGCUCCUACCCAUGGCUAUCAACGGAAAGGAGGCUUUGGGAAGUAUGGGAAAUGAUGCUGCAUUGGCUGUAUUAUCGGAACAACCUCGUCAAGUAAAUGACUAUUUCAAGCAGCUCUUUGCACAGGUGACAAAUCCACCUAUCGACCCAAUUCGCGAAGAAAUUGUUAUGAGUCUCGUCUGCCCCGUUGGUCCCGAAGGGAACUUGCUGGCCGAUGAUGGGCCAGAGCACAGUCGACGCCUCGUUGUUAAUCAUCCCGUUUUGACCCUAGAAGAAAUGGCAACGCUCAAGGGAAAUGAAUUCAAACGAAGCGAUGGUUCGACCCAAUUCAAAUGCACCACGAUUGACACUACAUUUCCAGUUGGCAGCGGAGCUGACGGUAUGCUAGCGGUAAGUCCACAUGCUACAUGUUGACYGAGUAAACUUGACUUUUCCAUGCAUCUAAUUGAACAUUUUUGUUUCCGAUCAAUUUUGUGUAGGCUCUGGAACGUAUCUGUGACGAAGCAGCAGAUGCGAUCCAAGGAGGCAAAUUCGGAGAGAAGGGGGCCCAAGGUGUGAUUUUAUCUGAUAAAUUUGCAGGACCAGACCGCAUGGCCCUGCCAUCACUYCUCGCUGUCGGAGCUGUUCAUCAUCACCUGAUCGGAACAAAGCAGAGACCAAAGGCUGCUAUUUUCGCAGAAGUGGGUGAUGCAAAGGAGGUUCAUGAUUAUGCUACCAUUUUUGGCUAUGGAUGCGAUGGUGUCUGCCCUUAUAUGGCAUAUGAAUCUCUUAGUAAGAUGAAUGYCGACGGUAUGGUGGAGGCAAGAGCGAAGAAAGAAAUGUCCGAUGAUGAACUUUUCAAAAACUACCGCAAUGCAGCCGCGAAGGGGCUUUUGAAGGUUAUGAGCAAAAUGGGCAUCUCUACUUUGCAGAGUUACAAGGGAGCUCAAGUGUUCGAGGCAGUCGGACUUGCUGAUGAAGUCGUUGAUAGAUGCUUUACUGGUACGACGACCCGUAUUCAAGGCACGGACUUUGAAGCCCUCUACAGAGAUCUUGAACGCUUUCAUGACGAUGCUUUCCCAAUCCAUGACAAUGAAGAUUCAGUCAUGAUCCGUAGUGAUGGACAAUUUCAUUAYAGAGCUGGGGGCGAGGCACACUUGAACACCCCUGACUCCAUGGUAAAUUUGCAAAUUGCGGCAAGAACUAACUCACGCGAUGCAUACAAAGAAUUUUCACGUAUCACAAACGAGCAGAAUUCAAAGGUAACGCUUCGUGGUCAACUGAAAUUCAAGUAUGACCCUUCAAAAGCUAUUCCUUUAGAAGAAGUCGAACCUGUGUCCGAAAUCGUGAAGCGUUUCGCUACUGGAGCCAUGUCUCUAGGUUCCAUCAGCCAGGAAGCUCAUGAAACGCUUGCAGUCGCCAUGAAYACCCUUGGUGGACGCUCGAACACUGGUGAGGGCGGAGAAGAUCCYAAGAGAUUCACUGACAACCGUCGYUCUAGUAUCAAGCAAGUUGCUUCAGGUCGAUUUGGUGUCACAUCUAACUACCUUGCUAACAGUGACCAAAUUCAGAUUAAGAUGGCGCAGGGUGCCAAGCCUGGUGAGGGAGGAGAAUUACCCGGUUUCAAGGUAUCGGAGUACAUCGCAGAGAACCGUCACACAACCCCUGGAGUCGGUUUGAUUUCUCCCCCUCCGCAYCACGAUAUCUACUCCAUUGAAGAUCUUGCUCAGCUUAUCCAUGAUCUGAAGAACGCCCAACCAACUGGGGAAGUAUCAACAAAGCUUGUUUCAGAAGUCGGUGUCGGCGUUAUCGCGGCUGGUGUAGCGAAAGCACUAUCUGACCACAUUACUAUYAGUGGACAUGAUGGUGGUACAGGAGCUGCAGCUUGGACUGGAGUAAAGGGGUGCGGUCUUCCUUGGGAACUUGGACUCGCAGAAACUCAACAAACUCUGGUUCUGAACGGACUCCGUGAUCGUAUCAAGCUUCAGACCGAUGGUCAACUCAAGACUGGRCGUGACGUUGCGAUUGCAUGCUUGCUGGGUGCCGAGGAAUUUGGAUUUGCCACCGCUCCAUUGAUUACCAUGGGUUGCAUCAUGAUGCGAAAAUGUCACUUGAACACGUGCCCUGUCGGUGUCGCAACACAAGACGAAGAAUUGCGAAAGAAAUUUACUGGACAGCCUGAGCAUGUCGUCAAUUACUUUUUCUUGUUAGCUGAAGAGGUCCGUGAGAUCAUGGCAAAAUUGGGAUAUCGCAAAAUGGAGGACAUGAUUGGACAGACCCAGCACUUGGAAUUGAACAAAAAGGGUCAACAUUACAAGAGUCGUGGAUUGGACCUCACUCCACUUUUGACUCCAGCGUCUGAACUCAACCCUUCCGCUGGAGUUAGAAAUUUGACUACUCAGUAUCAUGGGAUCGAUGUCACACUGGAUAACAARUUCAUCGCCCAGGCACAAGAUGCUCUCAAYAACAAGGCACCUGUCGUAAUCAACGAAAGAAUUGAAAAUACUGAUCGUACUCUGGGAACGAUGCUUUCUUACGAAAUUUCGAAGCGAUAUGGUGGAGAGGGUUUGCCAGAUGAUACCAUCACUCUCAACCUCGAGGGUAAGGGUGGGCAAUCUUUUGGUUUCACGCUAGCCAAGGGUAUCACUGCUAAUGUUAUUGGUGACGCCAAUGACUACACUGGAAAGGGUCUUUCGGGAGGAAAAAUCGCUGUUUUCCCCUCCRAGGAAGCCGUUGCCACCGGUUUCAAACCUGAAGAUCACGUCGUGGUUGGAAAUGUAUGUCUCUAUGGGGCCACCUCGGGUAAAGCUUUCUUCAACGGGAAGGCAGGAGAGCGAUUCUGUGUGCGUAACUCUGGGGCAUUAGCUGUUGUGGAAGGUGUAGGUGAUCACGGCUGCGAAUACAUGACAGGUGGAGUGAUGGUUUGUCUCGGAGAAACCGGCCGUAACUUUGCUGCCGGAAUGAGYGGUGGUAUUGCAUAYGUUUACGAUCCCGAGAAAAAAUUUCCGGCUCGAUGUAAUAUGGGACUCGURGGACUGGAGAAAAUUGAUACUGAUGCCGAGAAGGAAGAAGUAUUUGGAUAUAUUCAAGAACACGUCGCAGCGACUGCUAGUAGUGUGGGGGCCGAGAUGCUAGAAAAUUGGGAUUCUAGGGCCAAGGAUUUUGUCAAGGUCUUCCCCCACGACUACAAGAGAGUAUUGGAAGAAAGAGCCGCUGCAUCGGCCGAGGCUGCCUAAGCAAGCGUGAAAGUACAAACAAACCWUUGCGAUCGAACCCUUUUGAUAAUUAAAACCCAUGUAUAAAAUUUAUUUUAGAAC